Messenger RNA from Periophthalmus magnuspinnatus, 2272 nucleotides. RefSeq names its product neural cell adhesion molecule 3 (gene ncam3). Gene Ontology annotation, cellular component: membrane. Lineage: Eukaryota; Metazoa; Chordata; Actinopteri; Gobiiformes; Gobiidae. The record is from RefSeq and is a predicted model, not a curated record. The coding region runs from base 37 to 2148 and encodes 703 amino acids. The transcript is spliced from 16 exons. Gene Ontology annotation, molecular function: protein binding. Gene Ontology annotation, biological process: cell adhesion.
UUGCACUAUUUGUUCAGCAUUGUAUUAAAGGAUAAAAUGGGGAAAUCUGUAGCCUUGUGGACAACAGCAUCACUUCUGGCAAUAAUGAUCUGCAGCUCAGAUGCCACGUUAGACAUAAUAACCUCAAAGCAAGACUUCCAUGUGGGAGAGGAGGUCUUGCUAUUGUGCAAAGCGAGUGGAGAAGGAGAGAUAACCUGGCACAAAGAUGGAGAGGAAAUAGAUGAUGAAGACAAAGUGUCUAAGGUGGAUGAAACGACCUCUAAACUGCACAUUAACAAGGCUACGCUGCAGGACUCUGGCAGAUAUGUCUGUAGAUGUGACUUUGAGUCAGGACAUACAGAUGAAGCCCAGACUCUGCUUUUUAUAUUUGAUGGUCCAUCAUUUGAUGGCACAACCUCUUACCAUGAGUUUUUGGAGGGAACAGAUGGAGUAGUCCCAUGUCUGGUGUCUGGACAACCAGCAGUGGAUGUUGUGUGGCUCAGAGACAAACAGGAGAUUCCCAUGAACAAUGAAAGGCGUGUAUGGCAACAGAGAAAUAACACUCUUUUCAUUGGACAAGUGAAGAGAGAGGAUGCAGGGGCAUACGUGUGUCAGGCUCAAAUAAAGGGGAGACCCAUCUUUCAGUCACUGUCUGUAUCUGUAGUCAUCAAUGCUCCUCCAAAAGUAUAUCUGAAAGAAGACGUUAAGAAGGUGUUCGCUGGACCAGAGGCCAAUGUUUCCUUAUUGUGUUUAGUCGAUGGCCUACCAAAACCCCAAAUCACCUGGACCAUGCCAGUGUCGAUUGAUUCGUCUCGGCAUCAGUUCAACUCAGAUCGUAGCCAGCUCAGCAUCCUGUCCGUGACGAGAGAGGACUUCGGAGAAUAUGUGUGUACUGGCAAAAAUAAGAUCGGGGAGAGCACUGCCACUAUUACUCUUCAUGUUUUUGAGGCCCCAGAGGUGUUUGUUUCAGCAGAGCAGCAGAGGGCAUCUGUGGGUGACCGAGUGUCUGUCUCCUGUAAUGUCUCUGGGCAUCCCCUCCCAGAGCUCCGCUGGCUCAACAAACUCAAUGGGCAGGCUAUGGUUCAAGACUCAGGGCGUAUUCGCGUUGUGGAAGGUGUGUUAGUGAUUGAUGAAAUAGUUCCCUCAGAUGGCGGCUUGUAUUCUUGCAUGGCUGUGAGCAGUUCAGGGAAUGCAUCCAGGGACGUUGCAAUCCUCAUGCAGCCUGGCCCUCCACUUUACAUGUCUGUUUCACCUGGACCCACAUCAGUCCGCUUCAACCUCAAAACCCUGCCUUUCAAUGGAGGAACACCUAUCACAAGUUUUGUCCUGCAGUGGAGACAAAGUCCAAAUGAACAAUGGAAAGAGACUAUGGUCCCAGUUUCAGAUACCCUGGCCAUCACAUCCUUAAAGCCAUACACAAAGUACAUAGUGCGUCUGGCAGCUCUAAAUGCUGUGGGCGUGGGAGAGUUCUCAGGCAGUAACAGCGUUCGUACUCAGGGAAUACGAGAGCCGGACAGCCCCAUCCUGUUGACCGAUCAAAUAAAAAUCGAAGGCAACUCUUUCUUUAUUCCACUCAGGCAAAGUGAUGACGGUGGAUCUCCUUUGUUAAACUUCAGCGUACGCUACAAACAGGAUACUGAGGCUGCUGAGUGGAAAGAGGUACAGUUGUCUAAGGAUGCAGAUUCAGUUAUCCUCCAGAAUUUGUCCUUUGGCUCUGACUAUGAUCUAGAGGUGAUGGCCAUCAAUGCUAAUGGUUCCUCUAUUCCUGCUUGCUUCAACUUCACCAUUGCCGAGCGGCCUGACAAAGGCAGCAGCAUGACCAAAGGCAGCAUAGUUGGUAUUGUGUUGGUGAUUUUCUUGGUGGUUUUCUUAGUGGUUGAUGCCACUUUUUGCUACAGGAACCACUGUGGGCUCCUCAUGACUAUUGCAGUAAAGAUCUUUGGUCAGAAAGUACCAGGGCUGAAAAUGCUUGAAGAGGGGGAUGCUACAGCAAAUGGAGUGAAGCUGAAGGGAAUUACCUCUAGGGGGAGCUCACAUCAGCUUGCUCAGCUCGCUCUUCAGGCCUCAAAGGACCUGGCACAGCGCAAAGACGGCAGCUGCGACAAGGCGCCACUCACCAAAAAUGAGAAAAAACAAGCUGGUCGUGAGCUGUCCAAUGCAGAUGCUUGAGAUCCGAAACAGAGGAGAGAUGGUCAGCCUCCAGACUGAACUGCUGCUACUUGAUCAAACUGCUCCUGUAUCAGUCCUUAACAGACAGUAGUGCCUCUAGGUGAUGUAGUGAUUACCUUGGUGC